AUGAUCAAAUCCCAGACCCCGCGACAUGAUUACUACCAUAUUCUCAACCUCCCAUUUACAACACCCCCAGCAGCCUUAUCCAAACAACAACUCAAAAUCGCAUAUCACAAAGCUCUCCUGAAACAUCACCCGGACAAAGCGAUUUCAGUCGCAGCCACUCCCGCACGCACACACACACACGAUACGAAAACCGCUUACCGCUCAAGUCCCGACCGCAACGCUGAUACCUCUCCGACAUUCACCAUCGACGAGAUAACAGCAGCUUACAAGACGCUUUCUGACCCUGCCCUGCGGGCGGAAUAUGAUCGUGUCCUCCGACUUGAGCGGGUGACGGCGGGGAAGGGGGACAAGGGCGCGGAGGCAGCGUUUCAUACAGGUCUCGAGGUAGUUGAUUUGGAGGAUCUUGUAUGUGAGGAGAUGGGCGAUGGGGAGGGACUACUGUGCUGGUAUCGGGGGUGCCGGUGUGGAGAUGAGAGGGGGUUCAUGGUUACCGAGAAGGAUUUAGAGAAGGAGGCUGAGCAUGGUGAGGUUGUGAUCGGGUGCCGGGGGUGUAGUCUCUGGAUGAAGAUUUUGUUUGCGAUGGAGGAGGGCGAUGGUUGA
This is a messenger RNA of Aspergillus fumigatus Af293, 600 nucleotides long. It is a transcript of the gene dph4, whose product is annotated as DnaJ domain protein. The transcript has a single exon. Bases 1 to 600 code for a protein of 199 amino acids. Gene Ontology annotation, biological process: protein histidyl modification to diphthamide. Gene Ontology annotation, molecular function: metal ion binding. Lineage: Eukaryota; Fungi; Ascomycota; Eurotiomycetes; Eurotiales; Aspergillaceae. The record is from RefSeq and is a predicted model, not a curated record.